AUGCGCUACGUCCCAAAACCUCGAUCUAAUGUUCCGCCCAGAUUUCUUACGCUCGACUCUCCCGAGACCAACAAUUGCAAGCGGCCAACCUUUGGCUGCCGCCUUUCUUUACGAAAGCAUACGACCAAUGCGCUGCUGAAUCAAUUAGAGGUUAGAGCCGAGUUUAUUUCGCUUCUGCUCGGUCAGCCAGUGGUGAAUUUUUUACCUUCGGCUAGUUUCGAAACUUUCGAUGGAAAUGGCCAGCUUCAGAAACUCGACUUCAUCUGUCAACAGCCCUGGUGGGGCUUCGGCCACAUGCAGUGGCCUGUUUCAAUCUGGACAAGCUUGGAGAAAAGAAGCGGAAUGACCACAUGUCUCAUUACUGCCGCAUCUCACGACCAGGUCAUCGAAGCCGUUCAGACUCGGCUCACCUUUGCAUUUGACGCAUCUAGCAGACUUUCUGCUGCCCGGUACAAUGCCGCAGAUCCUCUCUUUGUGCCAACACUCAUCUCGCACGAGUGCUUCAUGCAAUCUGACUCUAGUCUAUGCGACCUAGACAAGCGCUUAAAUGAUUCAAUAGAUAUUGUUGACGCAGCCGCAGAAACACCAUAUGAUCGCAACAUAAUGAAGUCGCUCACCUUCAAGCUCCAUCAAACAUCUCAAGAAGCAGAUUUUCUGAUCCACAGCGCUGACGCCGGGAUUGCUUUGAUGGACAGCUUACGUCUUGCUCAAGAGCGUCUUGUAUAUUUUGGGGGUUGUAGGGAAAAACAAGAACAUUCUCAAUCCAUCAAUGCGGCAGACUAUCUCAAGAACGGCGUAGAGGCAAGGAAGCGGUGGUUACUCAACACCAAGACACGCAAAGAGACAGCCAUGAGCUUGGUGUACAAUCUUGUCAGUCAGAAAGAAGCGGAAACCAACAUGGGGAUUGCUCAGGACACAAGGAACGACAGCUCGUCGAUGAAGGUCAUCGCUGCUUUAACGAUGGUUUUCCUGCCAGCGUCGGCGGUUUCGAGCUUCUUCGGCAUGGCAUUUUUCGAUGGCCAAGCAGGAAACUUGACUGUCACCAAUGAGUGGUGGAUGUUUCUUGCCGUAACAGUCCCGCUGACAACGGCGGUGGUAAUCAUCUGGCGGCUAUGGGGGUUUUUUGGUCAUCGAGCGCCGUCAUCUUCUCCGAAAAGACUGCAAGAUUUCAAGACAAGGCAGACUUGGUUUCGAUUGUUUACAGGAUCCCCACGGGUUGACUGGAUCAACGGCGAAAAGGGUCCCCAUGAAGUGUGA
Messenger RNA from Endocarpon pusillum Z07020, 1257 nucleotides. RefSeq lists its product as uncharacterized. The coding region runs from base 1 to 1257 and encodes 418 amino acids. NCBI's taxonomy places the organism in Eukaryota, Fungi, Ascomycota, Eurotiomycetes, Verrucariales, Verrucariaceae. The transcript is spliced from 2 exons. The record is from RefSeq and is a predicted model, not a curated record.